Molecule: messenger RNA, 1244 nt
Organism: Neurospora hispaniola
Lineage: Eukaryota; Fungi; Ascomycota; Sordariomycetes; Sordariales; Sordariaceae
Exons: 2
Coding region: 227-1024 (265 amino acids)
Source: RefSeq, a predicted model, not a curated record
CUACGCACGGCCGGGGGUGAUGACCACCUAGAAGAAACCAAGAUUGGAAUCGGCUUUACAGAAAUAUUUCUUCAGAACAUCCCCUCAACAUAGACAUCCCAACACUUCCUCCCUCUCCAUUACUCACAUCCGACAUCAGAUCAUAUACCCCUGACCCAUCUCAGCAAAGCUUUCGACAGUACCUAACCUAACCUAACCACACCUCCAAAAACGGCAAAACCAAACAAUGCCCAUCCCCUCCCCCACCCAACUAACCACCUUCUCCUCCCUCCCUCUUUCUGGCGACUCCUCCUCCCCCUCCCCGCCAGAGACAGUCCCCGACCACCAGACAAACCAAGACACCUAUCUCUUCGCAACCAUCAAAUCCAACCUCACCAUCACCAAACCCACUUUGAUCCUCACCGACUCCGCCUCGCAGGACUUUGCGCUCGUCUUUGAUCCCCCUUCCGCUGUCGUUUCCUCCGGGCCGUAUACCCCCGAUGCCGUGGCUGAUAAGUUCAAACAGCUCGGUCUCAAAAAGGGAAAUACGGUUAUCAUCAAGAAUGCGAGGAGAACCACCAAAAAAGCAGCGGGGAGGGAAGAAGGGCAGGGGUUUGUGGUUUUGAGGUCUUUGGGGCGUUUGCUUACUCAUGGAGAAGGAGAGGGGAAAGGGGAGGGGAAGGAAGGAGAGGGGAAGGAAGGGGAGGGAAAGGAAGGGGAAGGGGAACUGUUGGGCGUUGUUCCUUCUGGGAUGUUCCUGACUAGAGUGAUGAUGGAUAUUUUGAGACAGCGGGAUGAGAGUUUGCCUGGGGAUAGAGAGGAGAAGAUGUGCGAUGGGAAAUUUGAUGGGUAUGUGACGCCGGAGGGAAAAGAAGAAGAGGGGGGGUUGAAGAGGUGCCAGGGGUGUGUGGAGGUUUGGUAUUGUUCCAAGGAGUGUCAGACUAGGAGGUGGAUUGCGCAUAAAUCCGAGUGUAAGACUAUCAAGGCUUUGAGGGGGAUUUGGCCUAGGCCUGAGGGGGUGGAAUUAGUUCUUCGGGGGAGAUGAUGGUUGAUUGCUUGAGCUGGAGAAGAGUAUAAAAAAUACGAAAAACGACUAAGCCUACUUCCCACUAUCAUCCUCCUUCAGCGGCUCCUUAUCAUCUACCUCCUUCUCAGCUUGCUCGCUUGUUUCCACCACCUCCUGUUUCUCUGGCUCCUCCAAAACCUCACGAUACAUAAUAUCCGUCCUAACACUAUACUUGACCCCCUUCACCACAUCCGCGCCC